Molecule: messenger RNA, 5428 nt
Organism: Notechis scutatus (mainland tiger snake)
Lineage: Eukaryota; Metazoa; Chordata; Lepidosauria; Squamata; Elapidae
Source: RefSeq, a predicted model, not a curated record
GCGGACGUCGCGGCCCCAGGAGCGGCGGGCGGAGACGGCGGGGCCGGGCGCGCCAUGCGGCGGCGGCUGCAGCGGCUGAGCCUGCCGCCUUGUCCCCCCCCGCAGGCCAAGAUCGCCGGCAUGAUGGAGGGGAACCAGCAGCUGGCGCUGCGCAUCGACGGAGCGCUCCAGGCGGCCGGGCAGGAGGUGAGCGCCCUGCGAGCCGAGCUGGGCGCCGCCAGCCGCAGACUGGCCGAGCUCAGCGCCGACGGGCCCCCAGGCGCCGCCGAGAUGGCCGCGGGCGGAGGCGGCCCGGACCCCGCGCAGCCCAGCCUGCAAGACCUGCAAUCCGGCCGGGGGCUCCGCUCGCGGGCUGCUCGGCCCGGCGCCCUUCCGGCCGGCCGCGGGAUCGCUGCUCGGCCUGUCUCCCGGGCGGAGCCGGAGAAGCGCUGCCUCUUGCGGCUCUUCCUCGCUAACCUGGCCGUGGGCCGAGAGACUCGGUGGCGGGGGCGCGCUGGCUCCUCCGGGCUGGGGCUGACCACUCCCCUGCUGCCCUCUCCUCCUGUGCAGGCCAAGCAGUCCUUGGCCACCCUGACCAAGGACGUCCCCAAGCGGCACUCGCUGGCCAUGCCGGGCGAGACGUUGCUCAACGGGAACCAGGAGUGGGUGAUGCAGGCCGACCUGCCCCUCACGGCCGCCAUCCGGCAGAGCCAACAGACCCUCUACCACGCCCACCCACAGCACACGGUGGACCGGCAAGGGGUCCGGGUCAGCCCAUGCCACUCGCGGCAGCCGUCCAUCAUCUCCGAUGCUUCGGCAGCCGAAGGGGACCGGUCGUCCACACCGAGUGACAUCAACUCGCCUCGGCACCGAACUCAUUCCCUCUGCAAUGGAGAUAGUCCUGGACCGGUACAGAAAAAUCUGCACAACCCAAUUGUCCAGUCUCUAGAGGACCUGGAAGACCAGAAGCGGAAGAAGAAGAAGGAGAAGAUGGGCUUCGGCUCCAUCUCGCGGGUCUUCGCCCGAGGGAAGCAGCGCAAGUCCCUGGACCCCGGUGUCUUCGACGGGGCGGCCCCCGACUACUACAUAGAGGAAGAUGCAGACUGGUGACCGGCCGCCCCCCCUCCCGCUCCCGGUGCGCGUGUGAGUGUGUGUCGGGGGGGUGAGCCUCCAGUUGCGCCAAGGCCCCGAACCUGGCUGCUCCCACGUGGCCCUCCUGUGGCUCCUGUACAUAGCCCCCCCCCACUCCUGUGUACGAACCCCUUAACUGUCGUCUGUUGAGCGAUGCUGCCCGUGUUGUGUAGGCCUCCCUGGUCCUCCUGGGAGUGUUUGGUUGAUUUCCUUCCUCCUCCUCUUCCUCCUCUCCCACCAGUUUUUGUUUUCUAUUCUCUGCCCUUCCCCCCCCCCUUUCUUUCUACAAAACUUGAAAAACUUGAAGGACUGCUGCGCAUUUGUAAAUAGCCGCCACCACCAUGGUGCAUUUUGUGCUUUGUAAAUGUCUCCUGCUCCCCCCCCCAACCCCCCCCGCCCCCCAGAACCCCCUCUUCCCUUCCGGGGGGGGGGGGGCAGCUGGUGUUUCCUGGGCUUUCUGGGCGGGGCAGCUGUGGACACAUUGCCCUCAAUUGGGGGACAGCCUUGGGUAGCCUUCCCAAUUCUACUACACAACCUCCGGUUGAGAAAAGGACCCCAUGCUCCGAGGUCUCCGGUGUCUCCAGCAUCUGGAGAACAGCAGCCCCCCCUCCCCCCCGCUGGCUCUGGGGCCGCCGACAGGGUCCCUCCGUCCGGCUCUCUCACCUCCGGUGCCCCCUUGGCAGUGCCCGAGAGGGAAGAGCUGCCAGCCGUGGUUUGCACCCUCCGCCUAAGGAGAGCUGUGUCCUUCCCACCUUUUCCCUUUUCCCUGCUGAGGUGGCCGUGGGGCCUCCGUGGGGCUGCCUGGCGAUGCCGGUGCUGCCGGCCUCCUCAGGGUCCUGCUUUUCAUUCUCUCCCAAAAGUCCCUCUGAACUCGGGCCCACUUCCCAGCCCCUCCUCUUGUCCGCCAUUCUGAUGCCCUUUUCCCUCUUUCAGGCUCUUGGGAACAAACCCGCCGGAGUUCCUUGGGCCUCCUUCGUGGCCGGAGGGCAGAGCCGGAUGGGCUCUUGGCCGGCCCCUUUUGGGCUCUCUGUGCCAGGCAAACUGCCCCCUUGUGCCAAGCCAGGUGCAGCUGUUACACACACCUGGGGAGGAAGCAACCUAGAACUACGGAGAGAUUUCCUGACAGUUAGAACAGUUCAUCAGUGGAACGGCUUCCCUCCAGAAGUUGCAGGUUUUAAAGAAGAGAUGGGACAAUCAUUUGUCUGAAGUGGCUUAGGGCCUCCUGCUUGACCUCCCAGGUCCCUUCCAACUCUGUUAGUUAUUCUGUUAGUAGAGGAAGUGAAGCUUCUGGGGUCAACCCAGAGCCUUAACAGGUGUGUGUGUGUGUGUGUGUGACACAAAAUAGGAUGUUCCCAUUUGGGCCAGGGUGCUUUGAAGGGCCUCCUAAAUGUCUCAGUGCCAAAUUCUUGGUGUGUGUGUGUGUGUGAUUGUGUGUGAUCCAGAGGGUCCACCUUCCUUAGAUGGUCUAAAUGCAUUUUCUCAUCCUUCGCCUUAUGGGAAACCCGGGGCUUUUUCUCAGGAGGGGGGCGGGAGAGAAGCGUCUGGGGGGGCGGGGGGGGGGUCCUCUGCACGUCCUUCAGAACAGGCAUGGCAGCUUCCCAGCCAGAAAAUCCCAGGGAAGCCUCCGUGGCUUUGGGGGACAGGGAAGGGGCAAAAAUCCCACGUGUGGAUGGGAGACUGAAGGCCAGCAGACACACAAGUUCACAAACUCUCCCCACCACACACACACACACACACCCUAGCAUCUCCCAUCUCCCAGAAAAAACAGGCUUGACUUCCCCAGCUCAGUGCGGGAAGAAUGUGAAACGGGAGGAGCCUUUUCAGGCAGGUGUUUGGAAAAGGAAGAAGUGGUCAAAGGUGUGCAAGGACACAACUCUUCCAGGGCUGUGCACACACACACACACACACACACACGCCCAGGGUGCCCCCAAAAGUUUGCCCCUGGGACGUGGCUGAACCUCUUCAGGCCAAACUGGGGUGGCUGCUGUUGCUCCCUCUCUCUCCUUCUCCCUCUCUCUCUCUCUCCCUCUCGUUCGUUUUUAAUGCAUACUCAUUUUAAUUCCUUUAUCCUUUUUUUCUCAUUUUCCUCUUUUCCCCAUUGUUUAAUUUUAAUUUAUUUGCACAAUGCAGAAGAUGUAUUCUAACUAAAUUAUUACGUAAAUAUUGGAAUUUAUAUUUUUCCACAUCGGGUGGGGAUUUUAUGAAUGGGUGGGGGGUUUUCUUUCUUUCUUUUUGCUUUUGGCUUUGUUGUGCACAUGAAGGCUCCACAGAGCGAAUCGCAGAGUGAUGGUUCUGUGCCGAGAGAACGAAUCUGAUUCAAUCGUUUUUCCUCUCCCGCCUCCCCCUCCCCCCGCCCUCCCCGACCCUGGGGAAAAGGGGCCUCCGGAUUUGCUAGGCACCCCCCACCUCCCCAUCCCACACACAGGGAGAUGUCAGUGCUGCCACAGGGACCCAGGCCUGGCAGGGAGGCGGGCGCCGGCCUGGGCAGUGGCCUUGCCCCUCCUCCGUCUCUCCCCUCUAACCUGGCCAGAGAGCACCCUGCCCUCCCCCCACCCCCCUUCGUCCCCUUAGCUUGCCCAUUGUCCAGGCUAAGGAGAGCCCACCUGCCACAGGACGGGAUGUCUGUCAGAGGAUCCGGUCCUGCCCACGUUUCAAAGUCCCAGCACAGAAGGUAGGUUGCAGCUCUGCAGACACACGCACGCACACACACACACUUUGCUGUGCCUUGUGUGCUGGGCUUCGGAGCCGGGCUGUGCCCACAGCAGAGACUGAGGCUGGGGCAGAUUUGGUGGUGUCCCCUUUGCUGUUUUUUUAAAUGAUGGGCAUCUUCUUGACGAGCCUUAAGGGAGAUGUGGGGGCUUGCCUCUGCAUGGCCCCCCUCCCAAAAGUGACCGAGAGGCUCUUGGUCAGCAUUAGCACUUAGGAGAGGAAGGGGCUUCCCUUUUCCCUGGCAGGUGGGUGCCGUAGCUGUGAGGAGGAAGGUCAAAGGUCCAGCCUGGCCAGGGGAGAUUGGGGGGGGCUCAUUCUGGAGAGAAGCAUCGACUGAGUUGGCCGCGGAUGGGGAUCUGGGUGAGGGGACAGCCGCCUUCCGGUGCCCAGGAGGGCCACCUUGGUGCUCUUCCAAGGCCAGAGGCCUCUCUCCUGCAGCUCCUGCUAGCCCUGGCAACCUCCUUGCCCCCCUCGCAUAACUCGAGUGGCCCAGGAAAAUCAGCUUUUCCCACACGGCUUGUUGCUGGCCUGCACUGAGCCUGCCUCAGCAGGUGGAAACAUCUCCCCCGGCUUCUCUCCUCCGGAUGGGGAAGAAGUUCAGCUCCCCCUCCUCACCUCAAGCCUUUGAGACUUGGGUGGGGGACACACCCAGAGCCAGACCUGGAAGCAAAGGCACUUUGUCCCCGGCUGGCAGUCAGGAUCCCAGGGCACCGGAUUUCCCCCAGGGAUGCCUGGUGGCCCAGAGGUGCCCAUAAGUUGGCUGUGGGCAGAAACAGGCCUGGGUGGGCUGGAGGGGCUCGGGCACCUCCCUUCGGGAUGCUGGGCAGGUUCUGGGCCAGCAGAGAUGCUGCUUUGGGGGCAAGUCGCUUCCCCGCCACAAGCAUUCAGCCUCGCACGCUCACAGCCUGGUGUGUAGAGCUCUUUUCAGGUAAACGCCUGGAUGGUUCCUUGAGGAGACCGAAUGUUGCCCCCAAAGGGGAUGCCAGGAAUGACGUUCUCCUUGGGGAUAAGGACUUGCGAGGCAGGCAAGGGGGGGGGGGCACUGGGGAGGGGUCACGCGGGGGGGGGGGGCAAGGCCAGACCCCCGGAUCGUCAUGGAGGAAAACCCCUCCCUCUCUGUGGGUGCCCGGAGCCUAAAGCGGCUGAGUCUCCAGGCGCACAAAUCUGAACUUUUGUGAGGCUCCACUUACAACGCAACGUUUCCGGACUGGGAAAGGGCCCUGAACACGUCGACCCACACCUGGAUUUUGCUAAAUACUUGUUGGAUCCGGUCUCCUUGUUUGAGCUGAAAGGGAGUUCAAACCGGAGGAAAUGGGUGCAAAGACCCCAUGACGUGACACCAACUUCUUCAUCCCAAGAAUUGUGGGGUGAGCAUAAUUCCUGCCUUGGUGGCACCUUUGCUCCAACUCCUUCGAGCCGAGCAGGUGGGCUACAACUCUCACCUGCCUGGAUUUUUCUGCCUGGAGCCGUUUAGAGGAAAAGGGCUGGCGUUUUUUUUAUUCCUUGAAGUUCGAUUAGGAAGCGCGCACGCACACGCAUGCCCUUCCAUGAAAAGGAAUUUCCAUUCCUUCCAUCGUGACGUGGCUUCCCAGGCUCAGUGGCAGUUCAG